Messenger RNA from Aureobasidium vineae, 1368 nucleotides. The record is from the annotation of a GenBank genome assembly. Lineage: Eukaryota; Fungi; Ascomycota; Dothideomycetes; Dothideales; Saccotheciaceae.
AUGAACUCGUUCUUACUCAACCGCGCUCUUGGUAGCGUCAGUCCCGCCGCUCUUGCGCGGUCGCAAAAUACCCGUCUCGUCUACUCCAUCCAGCCGGCCAGCCAUGUAUCACUGAGCAUCAACCCUCCGGACACAACCAACGAGGAAGAUGCCCUGCAAAAUGGCGUCGCACACCCGGCCGGUGUGAACACUAUCACAGUCGACAAGUUCGAAGGGCGUUGGCUUCUCUCUGGUGGUACAGACUCGUCGAUUGGUAUCUGGGACCUCGAGACUCCGACGAGCCAGUCUGAUGAGACUCGCCUCAUCCAGCCGCUCGGAUAUGCCUCCAAGACCUCGAAAACGGCAAACUUUGGCAUCACUCAUGUCUCGUUCUAUCCCUUUGACUCUCUAGCAUUCCUGUCAAGCAGCUAUGAUCACUCGCUGAAGCUCUACUCGUCCGAGACGCUCGAAACCUCAGCCGCCUUUGACCUUGAAGCCGUCGUCUACUCACACGCCCUUUCACCCAUCGCUUCUCACCUGCUAGUGGCCUGUGCUACACAACACCCUGCCGUACGACUUGUCGAUCUCCGCUCUGGCGCCAGUACCCAUUCACUUGCUGGCCACAGUGGUGCCGUGCUCACAACCGCCUGGCACCCGAAACGUGAACACGUGCUCGCCAGCGGUGGCUCUGAUGGCCUAGUACGGCUUUGGGACAUACGCCGUAGCGCAAGUAGUUUGGGUGUGCUCGACAUGGAAGACAGCAGGGGUGUCGGCGUGAAUGGCAACACACUGCGACGCGAGCGCGGCAAGGCUCAUUCAGGCGCCGUCAACGGCAUAACAUGGGACGAGGCAGGAGACUUCCUCGUUUCCUGCGGACAAGACGAUAGGAUCCGCGUCUGGAACGCAAAUACGGGCGCAAACACCCUGACCAAUUUCGGCCCUGCUGUCAAGAGCUCUACGACAUCCACUCUGCUGCCCUUGCUCAGUCCAAGUCAUCUCACUGGUCCGACAAGAGAAAUCCUCGUAUAUCCCAAUCCUCGCGAACUGCUUGUGUACGAGAUGCACACAGGUAAACUCAUCACACGCCUGAGAACGCCUUCAUACGCCUCUACACGCAUACAAGUCGCGGCAGGAUCGGGCACACGAAACGUCGUCAACAAGACAACAAGUCUGGCCUGGCGAGCCCACAACAUCGAGCUCUACUCGGGCCACUCUGACGGCACAAUUCGCUGUUGGAAACCAAGGACAUGGGAAGAUGCGCUCGAUGAAGACGGCGAAGACGAUGAUGACGAAGAAAGAGGUGAAGAUGCCAUGGAACGAAAACGCAAGAGGGAUGAGUUGGACGAUAUAGUAAACGGCCUGACCAAACGUCAAGUAACGUAUAUCUAA